AUGAGUCAUCAGAAAGUUCGAAUUGGUGAUGAAGCAACUACCCAUGGCAUCGGGACCAAACAUGGAGCAAUAAAUAUGCAGAACAAUUUAAUAACCGGAAGUCUAACGACUUAUUUAUGCCUUGUCCAGACCAGGCUUGCAAAGAUGAUACCGUUACGCCCUCUGUGUGACAGCCGUGUAAUGGACAGAUAUAUCAGAGAAGCCAAGGAUCUCCUGAAAGCGCCGUGUAACCGGAUAUUUCAAUUUCCCAAUGCAAUUCCUCUUCCAAAUACUGGUCUGAAUCUACGAACAUGGAGGUCCAAAAGUAAACGUAUGAAAAAUGAAGAAAUUAAGGCAGGCCUUAUUAUGCUUUCUAAUGCAACACAGACAGCAAAACAUUUUAUCACUAAUAAUUCCACAGUGCCUCUCUUAGAUAAGAUUUACAGGAAUACUAGGACCUUUAUUCAUCUCCUACAACUGAUGAAUGUGCCGGACACAUCAAACCAGCUGUAUGGACGUACAAAGCCAUUUAUGGGGAGGACUGUCCAAAACGUAUUAUACACAUACACUCGCUUGAUGCACGGGAAAAUCAAUAUCUUUUACCGGGAAAUGGCUGAAGAAUAUUGUAAGCAAAGAAAGAGGUGACAAUAACCGGAUUCCUGCAUGUGCGUGCACUUUGUGGAGUUCAGCACUGAAAUUUUGAACUAUCAUGUGCAAUGCAAGAAAAAGAAAAUGCAAGUGUGAUGUUUAGAACAAGAUACCAAAUACAGUUGCUGUUUGGUACUGUGCCAACAAAUUCCAAGAUAUCACUCGGGUGCAAGAGGAUAUGACUUCAAGUAGUGGAGAAUAUACUAGCUACAUGACUGGCUACAAAUCAA
Stegostoma tigrinum is the source of this 857-nucleotide messenger RNA. Its product is annotated as erythropoietin-like. Gene Ontology annotation, molecular function: cytokine activity; hormone activity. The transcript is spliced from 7 exons. Gene Ontology annotation, cellular component: extracellular region. The coding region runs from base 1 to 624 and encodes 207 amino acids. The record is from RefSeq and is a predicted model, not a curated record. Lineage: Eukaryota; Metazoa; Chordata; Chondrichthyes; Orectolobiformes; Stegostomatidae. Gene Ontology annotation, biological process: cell population proliferation.